This is a messenger RNA of Rattus norvegicus (Norway rat), 11722 nucleotides long. It is a transcript of the gene Pias2, whose product is annotated as protein inhibitor of activated STAT, 2. The record is from RefSeq and is a predicted model, not a curated record. Lineage: Eukaryota; Metazoa; Chordata; Mammalia; Rodentia; Muridae. Gene Ontology annotation, molecular function: zinc ion binding. Gene Ontology annotation, cellular component: nuclear speck; nucleus; PML body. Gene Ontology annotation, biological process: negative regulation of DNA-templated transcription; protein sumoylation.
GGCCAACGCCCUAGCCCGUUGAGUCAUUUAGUCAUUCCCUAUUAUCCCUUCAAAACUACCUGUUUCUUGUUUUGUGUGUUAUCACUUCACUCAUUGGCUUCUCAUUUUUGCAUAAAAGCAGAUUUACUGUUAUCCUAUUAUGUUACCGAACCUAUGCCAAAAUUCUAUCUUGGUCUAGAAUCUAGGUUUGGUUUUUUUUUUUUUUUUUUUUUUUCCGGAGCUGGGGACAGAACCCAGGGCCUUACACUUGCUAGGCAAGCGCUCUACCACUGAGCUAAAUCCCCAACCCCUAGAAUCUAGGUUUUUAAACUUAUAAUCUCCAUUUUUUUUUUAUUUGUCUGCUUGAAGCCGGGUCUUCUUACUAGGCAUGUCGGGAUGGCUUGGUACUUACGAUCUGUCUAAGUCACUUUUCUAUUGCUGUGAUAAAACGUCAUGACCAAAGUAACUUACAGAAGGAUAGAUUUAACUCAUGGCGCUAGAGGGAUAAGAGUCCAUCACCAUCGCAGCUGGGAAUUGUAGCAGCUGGCGCUGAGAGCUGAGGGCCCAUACCUCAAACCACAGACAGGAAACAGAAAGCAAACUAGGAUGCUAUAUGUCUUUUGAAAGCUAAAAACCACACCCCUAUACAAGCUCCAUGACAUACUUCUUCCAGUAAGGCCAAACCUCCUAACUCCUUACUCAAACAGUACUGGCAACUGGAAGCAAAUGUCAAGUACCUGAGGACUGUGGGGUCCAUUUCAUCUCUCCCUAAAACUGUCCUCUAGCUUCAUCCUCAGGGGUGGGGAUACUGCAGACCACUAUGCCCACAGGCUGUAAAUCUAUCCAUUUUAUCAUACUGAUAAAUCAGAGAAAAGGAGGAAAUCUACAAGUGAACGCAUCCAAGGUAUGUAAAAAGAGGCAUAGGAAAGAUAAAUAGGAAGAUGACUUAUCCCUUAUUAAGAACCAAUACUCUGCCAGGCAGUGACGGCACGUCUUUAAUCCCAGCGCUGAGUAAGAGGAGGCAGGGAGUUGCACCAUUCCAGAGGAUUAGGAGGUAUGGCUUUGUUGGAAGAAGUGUGUCACUGGGGGUGGGUUCUGAGGUUUCAAGUCCUUAGUCUCUCAGCCUAUGAUCAGGAUGUAGCUCUCAGCUAUUGCUCCAGCACUGCCUGCGUGCCACCCUGCUCCCUGCUUUGCUCACGGACCAAACUUCCCAAGGUGAAAGCAAGGCCCCACUCAAAUGCUUUCUCUUAUAACUGUCUGGGCCAUGGCGUCUCCACAGCAAUAUCCCACUGACUAAGACAGAAGUUGGUACCAGGACUGAAGCAUUACUGUAACAGGCCAGGGCAUGCUGCUUGUUGGUCGAGUGUGGACUUUGGGACUUUACGGGGCUUAAUGGGCCAUCCUAGAAGGAACAUGGAAGACAGUGGUUCUGAGAGCAAUGUAGAUCAUGACCGGCCCACCUCGAGAGGUUUCGGAGGGAAAGAAUAUUAGCAAGUGGCCUAGAGAUCAUUCUUGAUGUAUUUUGACCAAAAAAUGCGGCUGUUUUUGCCCUUGUCCUAAAACUCUGCCUGCUGCUAAAUUGAGUUUUGGAUUAAUGGCUUUGGCAGAAAAGAUUUUAAGACAGCAUAGUACUGACUGUGUCCCGUGGCUUUAGUAACUAUUCUUAUGCAGAUCUACAAUGAUGAAAAGGGGCAAGCUGGACAGAGACAUCCAGGUGUAGUUUGGGAGGAAAAGGAGCACCAGGAAGUGUUAUGGAGCUAAUCCUGUGCUGAAGGAGAUAAACAGUUAAAAAAAAAAAAAAAAAAAAAAAAAAAAGCUUGAUGCCAAAUGAAAUAAAGCGAGUUGUAACCUUGGAGCAAGACCUCACCCAGCUAACCUUCCAACGUGUGGGAAAGAAUUAGAGAAAAACUUAAGUAGUAAAGGAAACCGUCAACGACAGAGAGCUGGUGAAAAUGUAAUUGACGGAGGGGACCAAGCUCCAGCAAUCAGAAGAACCUGGCAGUUUCUGCGAUGUGGUUAUGGCUUUAGAGCCAAGGAUGCAAGAAGGGGCUUGUGGACUCUCCCUCCAAGGCUAUGGCCUCUCCAUCCGAGGCUAAGGAAAGUUGCUGAGGCCAGGUGUGUGGCACGAGUGUCCCUGCAUGGAGACCCAGAGAGGCCAUUGUGUGAAGCCCUGAAAGUGAAGCCUGGAUUGUGUUGGAGGCCCCAAAAUAACUGCAGAUGCCAGAGUAGUGGAUAUCUGCCAAGGAGAGCUAACAGGGUGGGAAUCAGCCUGAGAGGAAGACGUGUUAUAGUCAACAAGGCUGAAAGGAGCCGGAGAGCUGAAGAACACUUUACAUAGGACAUGGAGAUGCAGAAUUUGGAGUUUGCUGGGUUUUGGUUUUGCUUUGGUCCAGUAUUUCCUCACUAUGCUCUUUCCUCCCUUUUGGAAUGGUGAUACCUAUCCUGUACCAUUGUGUAUUGGAAGUAGGAGAUCUGAUUUUGAUCUUACAGGGGUUUUCAAUAAGAGAUACCUUGAUUCUCAGAAGAUACUUUGAACUUUUUUUUUUGAGGCUGUGAUAGACUAUGGGGACUAUGAAGGUCAGUGAAAAGAAUAUGAUGGUUUGAAUAACUCCCAUAUGCUUUUAUAUUUGAAUGCUUAGUGUCUAGAAGUGACACUAUUUGAAAGGAUUAGAAGGAUUAGGAAGUGUAGCCUUCUCAGAGGAAGUGUGUUGGUGAGAUUAGGCUUCCAGAUUUCAAAAGCCCACACCCAGGUUUCUCAAUCUGGAUCAGGUUGUAGCUCUUAGCUACUGCUUCAGCACCUGACUGCAUACUGCUUUGCUCCCCACCAUAAUUGGACCAAAACUGUUGAAGUUGUAAGCAAGAUCCCAAUUAAAUGCUUUCUCUUAUAAUAGUUGUCUUGGCCAAAGUGUUUCUCUUCACAGCAAUACCAAUCACUGUGACUAAGAAGUGGCACAGUGACUAAGACUCGGCGUUUUGUUUUUAAACUUAAUUUGAGUCAACUGUCCACAUCCCACUCAUUAAAGUUCAAUUACUUAUUACACAUGUAUACCUUACUUCAGUUAGCUCUUGGGUAAAAGUUUAAUGAGAGGCAUUCUAGCGCUUAGGUGUUUUGGGGGGUGGUGUGGGGGGAAGGGAUGGAGGCCAGGGACUAACAGAGUCUAGCUCAGAGCUUACUACUGAACUAUGGCCUAACCUUAUCAAGGCAUUUGAUUAGUAUGUUGGAAGAUCCUCGUGAGCUAGUUAGAACCGACAGAUAUAUAGAGUAGGAAUUCUUUGCCCAUGGAUCCAACACUUUAAAACUCAUACAAGUGCAAUGUUCUCAGAAUGACUGUAACUGGAAAAAAGACCUUAGGUAAGAGCAAUAUUAAACAGGGGUUCCAUCAGUCUUAUCAAUGAAAUCUGAACUGUGUGUGCCCAGUCAGUUUGACUCUGCAUUGUCUGUCACGUUUGUUUUUUGUUUCAUUCUCACACUGUACUCCAGGGUGGCCUCCACCUGGCUCAUAACAACCUGAUCCUCCUGCUUCAACCCCCCAAGUUCAAGUAUCCGGCUUAUUUCUUCUUUUCAUUUUUUUUUUUUUUCCGGAGCUGGGGACCGAACCCAGGGCCUUGCGCUCGCUAGGCAAGCGCUCUACCGCUGAGCUAAAUCCCCAACCCCUCUUUUCAUUUUUUUAACCGAGUCUGGGAAUAUCAGCAAUCCUCCUUCUGUCUCUCAUCUCAUUUUUUUCUGCAGCUAUCAGAAUUUCCUGACUUUCCAAUUUCAUCAGGGUUCUCUGGGGUGCUCUUACUUCACUUUUCUCCUAAUCUCACCCACAAUCAUUUCAACUUUGCUGUCCAGGCCAUUGGUAGUCCGUUCAAGGUCAGGAAAAAUAUCAGGCGAGGUGAAAAGUUAAGACAUAAACUAAAAGGUCUUAUCCAACUGGGCGUGGUGGCACACACUUUAAUCCCGGCACUCAAAAGACUCAAGAGGCAGGUGAAUCUCUCGGAUUCAAAAUUGGUCCACAAAAGAGUUCCAAGCUAGCUUGGGUUACAUAGAGACUCCCUAUCUCAACAAAAACACAUUAAAAAAAAUUCGUAACCGCGAUCACCAUUAGCCUGGAACAACGGUUUCCCCAUCACCCAUACUUGUAUUAUCCAACCACAGCUACUCUGGGGAUGGCCCUGAGGCUGCUUCCUCUGUUCUCAGCCACCUUGGGUAGAGCACAGUGAGAUUUCCGUGAGUCCUGUCAACUCUCUUCUCUUGGCCACUUCCUCAGCCAAGGCCGUCCUCCAAGUCCGGGGAGAACGCCACAGUUCCGGUAAGAGCCUCAGUAGCAGCCUGCGCUCCGGUGCAGGGAACAGGGAGCAGGGGCAGGAAGCGACGAGCAGGACUGGGCUCAGCAGGGACAGGCCACCACCGGAAGCGCGUGGGGGGCGCUCGGGCGGAAGACCGCGCGCGGUGGGCUGGGGGCGCCGCGAAGGGCGGGGCCUGUGCGCGCCGGGGGCGGGGCUCCCGCUCAGGUCACGUGAGGGGCCCGGUGGAGGUGGUGGAGGUGGUGGCGCGGCGGCGGCGGCGGCCGCGGCGUCUAGAGCGGCGCCCAGUGCAGGAUGUUGCAGGAGACGGCGGCGGUGUCGUUGGCGGUAGCGGGCGGAGGAGCGGUGACGGCUGAGGCGCCCGCGGGCGGGAUAAAAUGGCGGAUUUCGAGGAGUUGAGGAAUAUGGUUUCUAGUUUUAGGGUUUCUGAAUUACAAGUGUUACUGGGCUUUGCUGGACGGAAUAAAAGUGGGCGCAAGCAUGACCUCCUGAUGAGGGCGUUGCAUUUACUGAAGAGUGGCUGCAGCCCUGCGGUUCAGAUUAAAAUUCGAGAAUUAUACAGACGCCGAUACCCACGGACACUUGAAGGACUUUCUGAUCUAUCCACAAUCAAAUCUUCAGUUUUCAGUUUGGAUGGUAGCUCAUCACCAGUAGAGCCUGACUUGGCCGUGGCUGGGAUCCACUCGUUGCCUUCUACUUCCAUUGCACCUCAUUCACCGUCAUCUCCUGUCGCUUCUGUGCUGCUUCAAGACACUAAGCCCACGUUUGAGAUGCAGCAACCAUCUCCUCCCAUUCCUCCUGUCCAUCCUGACGUGCAGUUAAAAACGCUGCCCUUCUAUGACGUCCUUGAUGUUCUCAUCAAGCCCACAAGUUUAGUUCAAAGCAGUAUUCAGCGGUUUCAAGAGAAGUUUUUUAUUUUUGCUUUGACACCCCAGCAAGUUAGAGAGAUAUGCAUUUCAAGGGAUUUUUUGCCAGGUGGCAGGAGAGACUACACAGUCCAAGUCCAGCUGCGACUUUGCUUGGCAGAGACCAGUUGCCCUCAAGAAGAUAACUAUCCCAAUAGUUUGUGUAUAAAAGUAAAUGGGAAACUCUUUCCUUUGCCUGGCUAUGCACCACCACCUAAAAAUGGGAUCGAACAGAAGCGUCCUGGACGCCCCCUGAAUAUUACAUCUUUAGUGAGAUUGUCUUCAGCUGUGCCAAAUCAGAUUUCUAUUUCUUGGGCAUCUGAAAUUGGAAAGAAUUACUCCAUGUCUGUGUAUCUUGUACGACAGCUUACAUCAGCCAUGUUAUUACAGAGAUUAAAAAUGAAAGGUAUUAGAAAUCCUGAUCAUUCCAGAGCACUCAUUAAAGAAAAACUUACUGCAGAUCCUGAUAGUGAAAUUGCUACAACUAGUCUUCGAGUGUCCUUGAUGUGCCCUUUAGGAAAAAUGAGGCUGACAAUCCCGUGCCGCGCAGUGACGUGUACACAUCUGCAGUGCUUUGAUGCUGCCCUGUAUCUUCAGAUGAAUGAGAAGAAGCCCACCUGGAUUUGUCCUGUUUGUGACAAAAAGGCUGCCUAUGAGAGUCUGAUACUAGAUGGGCUUUUUAUGGAAAUUCUCAAUGACUGUUCUGAUGUGGAUGAGAUCAAAUUCCAGGAAGAUGGUUCCUGGUGCCCCAUGAGACCUAAGAAAGAAGCUAUGAAAGUAACCAGCCAGCCCUGUACAAAAGUAGAAAGUUCAAGUGUCUUUAGUAAACCUUGUUCAGUGACUGUAGCCAGUGAUGCAAGCAAGAAGAAGAUUGAUGUUAUUGAUCUAACAAUAGAGAGCUCUUCUGAUGAAGAGGAAGACCCUCCCGCCAAAAGGAAAUGCAUCUUUAUGUCAGAAACACAAAGCAGUCCAACCAAAGGGGUUCUCAUGUAUCAGCCAUCUUCUGUAAGGGUGCCCAGUGUGACUUCAGUUGAUCCUGCUGCUAUUCCACCUUCAUUAACAGACUACUCAGUACCAUUCCACCACACGCCAGUGUCGAGCAUGUCAUCAGAUUUGCCAGGUUUGGAUUUUCUUUCCCUUAUUCCAGUUGAUCCCCAGGUCUCCCACUGGAACCCAGGGCUCAAGGAUUAGUCAAUGACAGCUGGCAAAGUCCUAAGAAACUACCCGCAUUUCUGCCACCUCUCCAGUGCUGGAAUUACAAGCACGCACUACCAUAUCUGGCUUUUUACAUGGAUGCUGGGAAUUGAACUCAGGUCUGAUAAGCUAGUCAGUUGCAUGUAUUCUUUGGGAAAGUGUAUUCAGAUCCAUUGCCCACAUUUUUAUUGGGCUAUUUGUCUUACUGCAUUGUACCAGUUGUGUUUGUUAUUUAAUAUGUAUAUAUUUUUUUCCUGUCUGAGGAGUAUCUUUUCAAUUCCUUGAUACCCUUGAAAUACAUGUUUUACAUUUUGAUAGGAUCUAGUUUAUUUCUUUCCCAUGCUGCUUAUGCUUUUGGUUUCAUGGUUAAGAUUCCAUUACCAAAUCCAAGGUAGUUUUGCUGGCUAACUCUUGUGUUAACACAAGGCAGUGUUACCUGGGAUGAAGGAAUAUUAAUGAAGAAAAAGUCUCAGUAUGAUUGAUCUGUAGGCAAGUCUGUUGAACAUUUUUUUGGUUGAUGAUUUAUGGUGGCUACCCUGGCCCACUGUGAGUGGUGUCACUCCUGGGCAGGUAGUUCUGGGUUUCAUAAGAAAGCAGGCUGUGCAAACCAUUGAUAGCAAGUCAGUAAACAGAAUUCCUUCGUGGAUUCUACUGCUGUUCCUGCGUCCAGGUUCUACCCUUGAUUGCCUGUCCUGACUACCCUCUAUGAUGGACUCUUAUCCUGUACCGUAGGCUGAAAUAAGCCCUUUCUUCCCCAAGUUGCUUUUGAUCAUGGUGUUUAUCAUAGCAGUUGAAACCCUGAGUAGUAUAAUAAUGAAAUUAAUUGUAUUUCUUGAAAGAAUUUUUUAAUUUUAUCUUAAAUUUGCAACUGAUCCAUUAUGAGUUAACUUUUUUGAAUCUUUUAGUUUAUUGAAAAUAUUACUUUCGUAUAUAUCUUGAUUACAGUUUCUCCUCUACUCCUCACUUUCUCUAUUUUCUCUCCUCACUUCCCUUACCCCUGGAUCUACUUUUCUGUCUCUCAUUAGAAGAGCAAACUCAUAUGCAAUAACAACUAAACAUAGCAGAAUAAAAUAUGAUAUAAAACAAAGACCAUCACAUUGUGGUUAGACAAAGCAACCCAAGAGAAAAAGAACUCCAAGAGCAGGCACAAGAGUCAGAGACCCACUCAAAGGCUAAGCUGAAAGUGUAUGUUCUAUAAAUCAGAAUAUGUGUAUGAUAUUGCUAUGCUGUGUACUGUGUGCCAGCCUAUCUGGGUUUGAAGGAUGCCUCUGUCACUUGGGAUUUUUGCCAAGAUAGUUACUGUGACUCUGGUUCCUUGUGUAAAAUGGGGUUUAUAGAAUCUUUGUUUCUUGAUUAGGGUUACUAUUGCUGUGAUGAAACACCAUGACCAAAGAAACUUGGGGGAAGGAAAGGGUUUGACUUACAUUUCCACAUCACGGUUUGUCAAAGGAAGUCAGGACAGAAACUUGGCAGGGCAAGAACCCCGAAGCAGGAGCUGGCACAGAGACCAUGGAGGGGUGCUGCUUACUGACUUGCUUCACCUGGCUUGCUCAGCCUACUUUCUUAUAGAACCUAGGAACCAGCCCAGGGGUGGCACCAUCUACGAUGUGCUGAGCCCUCCUCAAUCACAAAUUAAGAAAAUGCCCUACAGACUUGCCUACAGCCUUAUCUUAUUGAGGUAUUUUCUUAAUUAGAAUUCUUCUUCUCACAUGACAAUAUCUUGUAUCAAGCUGACAUAAAGCUAUCCAGCACAGGGGGCCUUGUCGUUUUUGAGAAUGGGAUGGAAACGCAUGUAACAAUAUUCAGUUCGAAUUCAGCAACUGUAAAGGCUGUACUCUUAACUUGGAGAAGUGACCAACAGAUAAUGGAUUAUAAGGUCUGUGUUGUAAUAAAUGGUGCUCAUUUACCUAGCCCUCAAGUUAGCCCACACAUUAUUUUCUACUUUCAUGAGGGCUAUGAAUGCAUCUGAACUGAUAAAGUAGUGAAGCAGCAAAAUCUGAUAAAAUUAACAGAUCCAAUGUGUGAAAGUAUAUGUCAGUUGUAUUCAUGUGAACCUAGAAUUUAAAAGUAAACUCGUUCUAAACUGCUUAUUAGUGUGAUGCAAUAUCAAUUUAUAUUUUUCAUGUAAUAAACUUACUGUAUUUUACUAAUUUUUAUUUUUACCAGGUUCUACUUUAAUUUCUUUAGGAACUUGACUUUAAACCACCAAUUGUUUUUCCUUACUCAUAUGCUCAAUUCCUCAGAGCGUAGGAUGAAAGAUAGGUUUUGGAAUUUCUAUGCAAACAAGUCACAGCGCUAGAGGCAUUUCUCAGGAAUUAUUUGGCUAGUCCAUUCUGAGGGCUGAGACCCCAGACCAAGGGCAAAGGAGCAAGCUGGCUGAGCACGGCAUUCGCUCCUCAUCCUUCCUUUCCUGAUUGCGGAUGCAGUGUGGCCAGCGGUUGAUUUGGCCUCCAUGCCUACUCUGAUAAUGAUGACAUAUACCCUGGAAAUAAAAACCAGAAUAAGCCCUUCCUUCCUUAAGUUGCUCUAACUUUUCUAAGAGAAAAAAAAAUUCAGCAAGGUGUUUAUACAAAAAUUUCUUAUGCAAGAUACUUGGAGAAUUCAAUGAGUAGUUGGAUAAAGGCUAUUAAUGCUCUUGACAGUUGGUAAGUGAACUAAUUAGUCAAGAUUAGCAUAAAAUGCCUUUUUUUCUAUUGAUACAUUAUGGAGUUUAAAAUGGGGAGAAUAUUUUAAAAUUUUCAUUCUCAUUUCUAAAGCUGAUAAGGAGAAAUUUUGAGCAAUUAUCAUCCAACCUAGUUUAAAUACUAUUCCUGUGUGUGUUGUUUCUUUGUGUAUGUGUGUUCUGUAUGACGUUUUUCUUGUGCGUUUGUGCAAGGAAGCCAUAAAAGAGCAUCAGAUCCCCGGGAACUGGAGUUAGAGCUGGUUGUAUCUUUCACGUGGUUGUUAGGAACUGAUUGUAGGUCCUCUAUAAGAGAAGCAAGCGCUUUUAGCCUCUGGGCCAACUCCUCUACCUCUUUACAGAGUCUCAUGUAGCCCACACUGACAUAGAACUCACUAAGUAGUUGAUGCUACCCUUGAGCUCCGGAUCAUCCUACUUCUGCCUAUACCAGGUGUUGAGAUUCCUGGUUCCUGUCACCACGUUCUGCUGAACCGCAUACUUACUCAGCAGAACACCCCUUCCUUUGUGUAUCUUCAUGUGUGGGUGCAUGUGGUGGCCAACUUCUAUGUCAGGUGUCCUCAGUAUCUUACCACACUCUUAAGAUAGAAUCAGUUAUUGCACCUGAAGCUUGGGUUCACCUGGUUGGACGAGCAAGCCCCAAGGAUCUCCUGUCUCUGCCUCCCAGCUCUGGCAUGAUAGCUACAUGCCAGCAUACCACUCUCUAUGUGGAUGCUGGAGGUCUGAGCUUGGGUCCUGCUUGCGUGGGAGGCAGGCACGCCAAUAACAGCUGUCCCCCCCAGCCUGCAGCCUGAUACUCUCGUUUAUUCUUGAAGUAUUUGCCAGAAUUCAUCAUAGCUGUACCAGUAAAAAAAAAAAAAAAAAUCCAUGAUAAUCUCUUACGGUAUGAACAAACUAGGAGAAGAACGGCAAAGUCCCAAGCUAUUUAAAACUUAAGCGCUAGAGUUCUAAUUCCGUGGGUUGAAAAUGAAAUAACAUGAGGGCUGGAGGGAUAGCUUAGCAGUCACAAGCUUUUGCUGCCUUAACAGGGCUUAGGUUUGAUUCCCUGCACUACAUACAGACUCAAAACUAUCUAACUCCAGUUUCAGGGCCCCACCUUCUAGCAUUUGGACACCAAGCAUGCAUGUGGGACACAUACAAGCAAAAUACUCAGUUAUGUAAAAUUAAAAAAUUGUAACAGCAAAUGAAGUCAUUUAGGAAAUUAGAAUAUAUCUUGGAUGAUACACAACAAAGUAGUGCCUUCGUUUUUACUUUUGAGGUAAGAUCCUCUGUGUAAUUAUGUAUUUGUGAUCCUACUCUCCCCUUCGAGUGCUAGGAUUAUAGCCACCAUAGCCAGCUAAAUUCAUGCCUUUUAAAACAAACAAAUUAUUGGGCAUAGUGUCUUAAACAGUUAACCCCGGUAUUCAAGAGAUGUAGGUAGGGAUAUUGUCAUGUGUUCAAGGAUAGCUGGGCUACAGAGCAAUCCAUUUUCAGAAAGGACAGAGCAAAAGAAGUAGCAAAUUGAGACAUUACAAGAAAAAAAAAAAGGCUGAACUACAUAGAUAUAAUACAAAACUCAUUGAAAAUAUACAGUAUGGAAAAAUUACAGUGUAAGUUCAGUUACAAAACAAACUUAAAGGGGGACUUUAUGAGUUAAUGUGAGCAGCUAAGUGUUCUUAAAAAACAAACAGAAAAGAUAUUCUUUCAAAACCCAGCAUUGGCUUGUGCUUUGUUAGAGACCUGAUAAUCACUUGGUCCUUGUAUGGGGCCACCUAGGAAAAAACCCCAGAAGCUACAGAACAGAGCAUUCAAUAGCUAGGCUUUAGGCAAAGGUUACACUUGCAAAAGGGCCAUAUUGGACACGCAGGCAAACACCAAGCUGGUACAUCUAGUCUUGGUCCAUCGGGGUUUCACGGAGAGGAGUGUGAAGACUACAUCCUGUCUGUUUGGUAGUUGGAAUAAGAAUGGCCCAGAAAGACUCAUAUUUGGAUGCUUAGGAAUGGCAUUAGGAGUGAAGUCUUACUGGACAAAGUGCCACUGGGGAGUGUGAGUUGGGGGCACUUUGGAUUUCAAGUGCUCAGGCUACACUCGGCAUGUGUCUCCCUGCUGCCUGUGAAUCUGGAUGUAGAACUCUCAGCCACAUCUGCAGUACCAUCUCUACCUGGGAGCUGCCAUACUUCUCACCAUGAUGAUUAUGGACUAAAUCUGAAAUGUAAGCAAGUCCCAAUGAAAUGUUUCUCUUUAUAAGAAUUGGCUAGGGUCCUGGUGUCUCUCCAAAGCCAUGGAAAUCCUAACUAUGACAGCCCAGGAUGAUACAAGUCUUGGCUUUGAGAACUGGGCCCCUGCUAACUAAAAAGGGGUGGUUGCAUUACUGAGUUUAACAUAGUGAUCAAGGCUUCAGACUCAGGUGUUUGAGAUUUUAGGUUCUUUACCAAUUUUUAGUUUUGUCUGGUUCGACUCCUUAUUCUUUCUUGAGUUAAUCUUCAUAACUGUUGUUUAUGGGUAAAGCAAUUUACUCCACCCAAAGCCAAACAAAUAAAACUCAGAAUUAUUAAAAGAUCCAGGUAAGUUUAACAGUUUGAACAAAUAAAAUUUAAAAUCUCAAGUUAGAAAGCUUUCAGAUCCAGAGAGGUUCAAGCAGUUCGACCGGUUCAUAAAUAAUCUUUGUUCAUUUGAAAUAAAUUUGUGUACACAUUGA